ACGGCGGCAGCGCGCGGGCUGCGGCGUUCCUCUGCGCGCUGAAAAAUCAUACUUUUCUGACAGAAUGGUGGUUUAUGAAGGACAAAUGAAGAGAAAAUGGGAAGAGAGAGUGAAGAAAGUGGAAGAACUAGCAGCUUACUAUGAAAGAAACCCUCUUCCUCCAGUUUAUAGACCAAAACUGUCCAAACCCUUUCAGCCAUCCUCUGUUUGGAAAAUAUUCUGUCGUCAGGGUGAAGCUUUCAAUUAUGUGAAAACCUGCAAAGAGGACGUCCAUGUUUUUGCCUUGGAAAAGAACACACAGAGUGGACAGAGGUUUUACCUUGUGACAACGUAUAAAGAGCUUUGGUUUUAUUACACCAUAGGUUAUAAAACGAGUCUUAUGCAUUGCUAUGAAGUCAUUCCUGAAAAAGAGGCUUGCAAACUUUAUUUUGAUUUGGAGUUCUACAAACCAGCAAAUCCCCGUGUGGAUGGCAAGAGUAUGGUUGCAAAAUUAAUUGAGCUUGUCAGCCAAAAAUUAAAAGAACUUUAUGAUGUAAGUUGUUCAGCCAAAGAUGUCUUGAAUUUAGAUUCCAGUACUGAUGAAAAAUUUAGUCGACACUUAAUAUUUCUACCCCAAAAGACCGCAUUUAAGGAUAAUAUUCAUGUUGGUAACUUCGUGAGAAGCAUUUUGCAGCCUGCUGUGAGGUUACUGAAGAGCAAAGCUGCUGUUGUGACUCCAGAAGGAGGAGCAGGAGAUGUUCUCCAGUGUUCUGCAGAGGCAGCUGGGUUAGAAGGUUCUCUUACAAACCUGGCAGCCAUCAAAGAUGCUUCUGAAGGGUGGGCAGCCAUUGCCCAUGAAACAAAGGACACGGAAACAUCACACCAGGGAGAAAAUUCAGAAUUUGCCUUUCUAAUAGUAAAUGGUAAAGAUGGAGACAAGCAACUUUUUGUGGAUCUAGGAGUUUAUACAAAGAACAGAAAUUUCCGGAUGUAUAAAUCAUCAAAAGCAGGAAAAAAUGUGAUUCUGAAGAUAGCAGAGGAUAAUCAGUUUGUCCCUCACUGCGAAGAGAAUGUUUCCUUGGAAGAAGCCUAUUUUCUUUCUUCCUUGAUCUGCAAUAUUAGAACGAGGGAUGACACACGCAUGCUGUCAUCUGGCUUUCCUGAGGAGAGAAGAACAUCUGCUAUUUUAAACAGGGAAACUCCCAGAAGCAGUAGAGAUCCCAUGGAAGGUUAUCAGGAGUCACCAUAUCCAGAAAUUGAUCAUUUUGUUCAUUCUUUGGUUAAUAAAGACGGGGUGCAAGGAGGGAUACGGCGAUGGAAUUACUUCUCUCUGGAAGAAAUACUUGUAUACGAUAUUUCUGGUUAUCGUUGGUGUGAAAAUAUUGGAAGAGCUCACAAAAGUAACAACAUAAUGAUUCUGGUAGACCUAAAGAAGGAAGUUUGGUAUCAGAAGUGCCACGAUCCUGUCUGCAGAGAACAAAACUUCAAAUCACAAAGUUUCCCAUUACCACCUCGGCUCUGUCUCCCUUUUCUUUUCAAAGAGGAAGAAGAGUUUGCAUUGGUGGAUGAAAGGGGGAACUCAGAAGAGAAACCAGAGCCACAUUCUAAGGCAUUAGACUUGUCAGAAAGGUCAGUCUCUCUAGAAAAAAGCUUCCUGUGGUCAGACAGCGAGUGGGACGACGCAAGCGAUGACGCCUGUUUCCUCGAAGCUACCGAUGACGUGGAACUGGCUGAAGCUGCAGAUGACAGUCUGAAUGAAGCCAUGGAAGAAAUUCCUGAUGAAGUUCUUCUGGAAGCUUUAGGGCAGCAGGACCCUUGCGUUGAAGGUGGCAGGUGACCACAGACCUGGCUGGCAAAGGGACGGCCAGUGACAAAACCUGCUUUAACCGAAGGUGCAUAUCGCCUGCCUCCUGCCAAAGGCACUGCCACAGAGGCCAAAAAUGCUCUUCCAGAGCUGGAAGACAAAGAACUGAGCAACAAGUAUCCUCACAACUGCAUGACCUUCAACAAGCAGGAGGGGAUUGUGGAGGAUUACAUGGGGCUGAAGGGUACUGGACUGAAAACUCCUCACAAAUGAUGCUCCAGGUUUAGCACUUUUAACCCCCACCGCUGUACAGCUUCUGGUUCCUUAGCUGUACCUCUGAGUUUUAAUGAGAAGCCAAGUAAAAUAGAUCUCUUUACUUCCAGAAACGGGAGGAAAUUUUUUAUUUCAAAUACAAAUGUAAUAAAAAUAUUUAUCUAUUAAUAGUUCAA
Molecule: messenger RNA, 2232 nt
Organism: Calidris pugnax (ruff)
Lineage: Eukaryota; Metazoa; Chordata; Aves; Charadriiformes; Scolopacidae
Gene: PRIMPOL
Product: primase and DNA directed polymerase
Exons: 14
Coding region: 65-1816 (583 amino acids)
Biological process (GO): error-prone translesion synthesis; replication fork processing; mitochondrial DNA replication
Cellular component (GO): mitochondrial matrix; nucleus
Molecular function (GO): DNA-directed DNA polymerase activity; chromatin binding
Source: RefSeq, a predicted model, not a curated record